This is a messenger RNA of Syzygium oleosum, 3364 nucleotides long. Its product is annotated as putative receptor-like protein kinase At3g47110. The coding region runs from base 113 to 3193 and encodes 1026 amino acids. Gene Ontology annotation, molecular function: protein binding; protein kinase activity; ATP binding. The transcript has 2 exons. Gene Ontology annotation, cellular component: plasma membrane. NCBI's taxonomy places the organism in Eukaryota, Viridiplantae, Streptophyta, Magnoliopsida, Myrtales, Myrtaceae. The record is from RefSeq and is a predicted model, not a curated record. Gene Ontology annotation, biological process: protein phosphorylation; hormone-mediated signaling pathway.
CUUCGUUUCGAAGAUCACGUUGCCCGUUGAUAUAUUUCGCCAGUUGUUUUGAAACAAUAUCGCACAGACACCUAAAGAGACUUAAGCUGAGAAUGCUUUGUUAGUAAUCCUCAUGGACCCUCCCCAGAGAGAUCGGGCUUUAUCCAGGUUACUCUCGUGCUUAACUACCAUCAUUCUUCUGUUUGGGAGUGUCCUAACUUUUGCAGAAACUGGCGUGAACGAGACCGAUCGGCUUGCUUUGCUGGAAUUCAAGGCCCGAGUCGUCGAUCCUGGCGGGGUUUUAAGCUCGUGGAAUGAUACUGUCCACUUCUGCGAGUGGUAUGGUGUCACAUGUGGUCGUAGACACCGGAGAGUCACCAUAUUGCACCUCCGCUCCAAGAACUUGUCCGGGACCAUGCCGCCACAUAUCGGUAACUUGAGCUUUCUGAGGGAACUCCAUCUGCAAAACAACAGUUUCAGCUCUGAAAUUUCCCCGCAACUCGGGCGCUUGUUUCGAUUGCAGAAAUUGUUUCUUAAUAACAACUCAUUCAGCGGACAAAUCCCUUCAAAUCUCUCCCAUUGCUCUAAUUUGCUCGUUCUUAACUUAGGCUUCAAUGCACUAGAAGGAAAUUUGCCUACAGAACUCAGCUCCUUGUCCAAGCUCCAAGGAUUCGUACUUCAAGUCAACAGCUUGACGGGAAACAUUCCGCCGUCGUUUGGAAACUUAUCAUCUCUUCAAGGCUUCACAACACUGUUAAACAACCUCAGUGGUACGAUCCCGGAAACUCUCGGCCAGCUGAGAAAUUUAAAUUUCCUCUUUCUCGGCGUGAAUAAAUUUGUCGGUACGAUUCCGAUGUCAAUCUUCAAUAUAUCCACUAUGACAAUGUUUGAUGCGGCUGAAAACCAAUUAGAGGGGGGCUUACCCAGCGACUUAGGCUUCACUCUUCCGAAUCUCAAGGGAAUCGGUUUGAGCGACAACCACCUCACCGGACCCAUUCCUGAGUCAAUAUCGAAUGCCUCUAAUCUUGGUCAAAUCGAAAUCGUGUUGAACAACUUUACCGGGAAAGUUCCUUCUUUCUCAAAGAUGAGAGGACUCUAUUGGUUCAAUAUUGGCCAAAACAGCUUAGGAAGUGGGCAAUCUGCUGAUCUUGAUUUCCUCUGCUCUUUGACCAAUUCCACAAACUUGGAAAUGUUGGGCAUAGAGAGCAAUGCUUUUCGAGGACCAAUACCCGACUGUAUCGGUAACCUCUCUAUCACCCUUUCGUUGUUUGGGUUAAGUUACAAUCAUAUUUCAGGAACUUUACCUUCUGGAAUUGGAAAUCUCAUCAAUUUAGAGUUGUUGCAAAUGUGGGGCAAUAACAUCUCAGGGAACAUUCCUUCCGAGAUCGGAAAUCUGAACAAACUAAAGGAUUUAGAUCUCAGCAAAAAUAAUUUCUCUGGGCAAAUACCAGAAUCUAUCGGGAAUUUGAGGAAGUUAACCAAAUUGAACUUGUAUAGCAAUAAUCUAUGGGGCUCGAUACCAUCAUCUCUUGGAAACUGUCAAAAUUUACUUCUCGUGGACCUUUCGACCAACAACCUCAGCGGUUACAUAAACUCGAAAAUUCUGGGCCUCUCAUCUUUGUCGAUUUAUCUUGACUUGUCUCAAAAUAGUCUGACUGGUUCCCUUCCAGGAGAAGUUGGAAACUUGAAAAAUCUUGGCGAAUUACGUCUUAAUGGGAACAAAUUAUCUCAGCAAAUUCCAAGCAGUAUCGGCAGUUGUAUAACCAUGGAGCGUCUAUAUUUGCAGGAUAACUUCUUUGAAGGGCCCCUACCAUCGACUAUGAGUUCCAUGAGAGGCCUUGAGGUUUUGAAUGUUUCCAACAACCGAUUGUCCGGUCAAAUCCCGAAAUUUCUAGGGUCGCUGAAUCUGACGAAUUUAAGCUUAUCUUACAACGAUUUUGAGGGUGCAUUGCCUACAGGAGGAGUUUUCGGAAGUGCCAUUUCAACUUCAGUUAUUGGAAACAAGAAGCUUUGCGGGGGUCUACCAGAUUUUCAAUUACCGACAUGUGACUACAAAGGGUCAAAACGGACGGGAAUAAGUGGAACUGCAAAAAUUUUGAUAUCCACGACCUCUGCUCUUGUAGGAGUAGCCUGCAUACUCUCUUUAUUAUACUUCUUCUGGUGUAGACACAAUAAGAAAGCAUCUGCUGCAAGCUCUUCUGAAGAUGGGCUUUUGCAUGUUUCUUAUCACAAUAUACUGAAAGCGACGCGCGAAUUCUCCUCCAGCAAUUUACUCGGUGUGGGCAGCUUUGGGUCUGUGUACAAGGGACUACUUGAUCAGACUCAAUCGAUCGUGGCCAUCAAGAUUCUCGACCUUACACGUCAUGGAGCUUCCAAUAGCUUCAUAGCUGAGUGCGCGGCCUUGAGAAGAAUCAGACACCGUAAUCUCGUGAAGGUAAUCACGGCAUGUUCUGGGUUUGAUUUUAAUGGAUUUGAUUUCAAGGCACUGGUCUAUGAAUUCAUGUCAAAUGGGAGCUUGGAUGAAUGGUUGCACCCAACUGGUUCGCAAUAUACAGCGAGACACGAGUUGAGUCUACUUGAAAGAGUGAAUAUUGCCACUGAUGUUGCUUGUGCACUAGAUUAUCUCCACCAUCACUGUGAAACGCCAAUAGUUCAUUGUGAUCUAAAGCCAAGCAAUGUCCUUCUUGACAACGAAAUGACUGGACAUGUAGGCGAUUUCGGGCUUGCGAGGUUCCUCCCAGAAGCAACGCAUAAGUUACUGGUCGAUCAAUCAAGCUCUGUCGGAGUAAAAGGAUCUUUUGGCUACGUAGCUCCAGAGUACGGCGCAGGAAGUGCGGUAUCCACAGAAGGAGAUGUGUACAGCUUCGGAGUCCUCAUUUUGGAGAUGUUUACAGGCAAGAGACCGACCGAUGAUAUGUUUGAAAAUGGGCUGAACCUUUAUCACUUCGCAAAGGCAGCCCUGGCAGACCGAGUGGAAAAGGUAAUCGAUCCUAUUCUUCUUCAGGAAAACCAGGAGUUGGAGAAGAGACAAACUGUCGCUCUGGAUGGAAAGAACAAAAGCUUGUGUAGUACUUUGGAGUGUUUGGUUUUGAUCAUUGAAAUAGGAGUCGCUUGCUCUUCUGAGUCUCCAAGGGAGCGAAUAGACAUUAGCGAUGCAUUGACUAAACUCCAAGGAAUCAGGAAGAAACUUCUCGAGUUCAUUGUCAUUGCCUAGUUGACGUAGAAUCUGAAUUUCGUAUGGAGUCAUGUAAUCUUUAUGGUCAUUGCUUUGUCUGGAUGCAGAAUUUGCCACUCACAGACAAUUGGAAUCUGGCGACAAGUAGAGGAGACUAGUGACUUAGCAAUCCAAGGAAUAUCGAAAUUGGUUAUGUUGUCUCAAGCAAAA